Messenger RNA from Clarias gariepinus (North African catfish), 2145 nucleotides. RefSeq names its product C-type lectin domain family 4 member E-like. The transcript has 5 exons. The coding region runs from base 1 to 780 and encodes 259 amino acids. Lineage: Eukaryota; Metazoa; Chordata; Actinopteri; Siluriformes; Clariidae. The record is from RefSeq and is a predicted model, not a curated record.
AUGUUCUGGUGUUCUCCUGAACUGGAUGAGAUGGUGAAAGUUAUCUACAAGAUUUCAGACAAUGAUGAAAGUCAUGACCCUGACACAGAGGAGGAAGACGCUAAGACGCGCCUAGAAGCUCAACACACAGGAGGAGACACUGCAUGGAGCAGGUGGUACAGACUGAUUGCAGUGUGUCUGGUGGUGCUGUGUUUACUGCUGACUGCCAUCACAGUGCUGUGGAUCAAAUACCACAUCCUGAAGGAGUCACUGACCAGCAACAACAACCUGACUGUAGCGAGAGACCAGUCACAGACCUGUAACAAAAACCUGAUUACAGAAAGAGAGCAGUUUCAGAGGGAGAGAACCCAGUUACAGAGGGAGAGAGAUGAACUCCAGAGGUUUUUAGAACAGGGAUUAAGUACAGGAUGGAAUUAUUCCAGCUCCAGUGUUUACAUCGUCAAUAUUGAGCAGAAGACCUGGACUGAGAGCAGAGAGAGCUGCAGAGUGAGAGGAGCAAACCUGGUGAUCAUAAACAGCACAGAGGAACAGGAAUUCGUCAAUAAACUGCGGGGUGGAGGAAGAGCUUGGAUUGGUCUGAGUAACAGAGAGAACAAGUGGAAGUGGGUGGACGAUACAACACUGAUCACUGGGUUCUGGGCAAGUGAAGGACCAAACAGUGCUGCAGGAAAAGAUCGUUGUGUUUUAAUUGGUAAAACAUCUGAUCCUGUGAAGAACUGGGGUGAUGAUUCCUGUAGUGAACAGUUUAAAUAUAUCUGUGAGAAGAAAAUCUCUAACUGAACUGCUGUAUGUGAAUGAAAAGCAGUGAAUUGAAUGUACAUGUGUAUCUGUGUGUGUGAGUGUGUUGUGUCUGUAAAAUCCUCAUUACUGUUAAUAACUCUGUAACCAUCACGGUGUCACCUGUUUAUCUUUCAGAGAUUAUUUUUCAUUCAGGUUUGUUUAUGAAACGCUACAGAUUCUACAGUAGUGACGUGUACAAACACCAGAGCUGUGGGGUUUCAUUUGGGAUUUAACUGCAUUUGGACGACUUUACAGUCAUGUGUGUGUCAACAUGGCCGCCAGAUUAACUUAGUCUAAUCUAAUUUAGGUGUUGCACCAUUAAUAAAUAAAUAAAGAUAAGUAAAGAUAACUAGCUUUCCGUUAUACAGUCAACCCCCGUGAGGUCGCGGUUCAGAGUUCACAGCCUCAGUCGUUCUCAGAUUUUUCCCUUAGAAUCUAACUAAUAAUUAUUUGCAAAAACCCCCCAAAAAUGUCCUCCACCAUUUUUAUAUAUAUAAUAUAUAAUAUUUUAUGCGCUUUAACUCUAAACUAUUAAGAACAAUAUAAUUAACUAAUUUUGUAACAUAAAUAUUAAUGUAAAUUCAGCCAAAUUUCCAUAUAAAAUAUAAUACUGUAUAUUUUUUUAGUUCUGUAGAGAGAACACAAAGCAACUGUAGAGGAAAAUGCAGCUUGGGACGGUGAAUUAUUACCGUAUUUACCCUCCAGUACUGAUACCACAGAAAACAACAUCGUAUACAGAAGGAAACACGCUUGCAUGAUUUACAGUACAUACAGAGGUAACAUCUGUAUUUUAUAUUCUAGCACUGCGGGAGACACAGCAGUACAGUUCUGUACAGUAUACGGGUUUACAUUAAUAAUUUUUUAUGGUAAUCUAUUAAGCUGAGUUUAAAAUGUAAUUAAAGUGUUUAGGGGCAGAUUUAGGGUGUAAACUAUAAAAAUAGUAAUUUAUAGACAUUUUUUUCUUUUACAAUUUAUAGGUGCUCUAAGAACGCAAAACUGGCUGAACAGAAUUUAAUGAAAUUCAUUUAGUAGUUACUAGAAUAAGUACCAUUUGUUGAUGGGUAAAGAGUUUGUAGAAAUAGUUAAAAGGUUAAAGCUAAAAAUAAGCUCAUCAGCAUCUGACACCUACAGGUAAAUGCUCCUAACUUCCCUUAUAUUCAACAUUUUGAUUUCAUUAAUGAUAUAAUUUUAACUUAAGGGAAAUACAGAAGGACUGGCAAAGUUUCAUUAAAUUCUGUUCAGCCAGUUUUGCGUGAUGCUGUGACAAAUUAAGCUGGACAAACAUACAGACAUAAGGACACAACAUUUACAGGGUCGGGUUUCGGUUCUCCAAAUGGUCUGGUCAUAAAAAAGUCUCAGCCUGUU